Molecule: messenger RNA, 1038 nt
Organism: Gregarina niphandrodes
Lineage: Eukaryota; Apicomplexa; Conoidasida; Eugregarinorida; Gregarinidae
Exons: 1
Coding region: 1-1038 (345 amino acids)
Source: RefSeq, a predicted model, not a curated record
AUGACACCUAUUUGGACGGGCAGAAAUAUCGCCAGCCAUUGCAUACCACGCGAGGCGUGGGCCGUUGGUCUACAGUUCACUUACAGCUGCUCUUUACUUCUCUCGUUCGACCAACUUGUACCCCUCGGUGACGGGUGUCUGACAUCUUUCGGUCUACGAAACACAUUUGUCGAUCGAGAGAAGAAAAUACCAAUAAUCCGGCUGCAACCUCUCUUGGUAACCACAACCCGAGAUGAUCACAGCCUGAACGAUGCCAGCCUGAACGCUGCCAGCUUGAACGCUGCCCGUUUAAGGGUUGGCGUGGAGAUCCACCACGUCAAGGCCCGGUCCAAGACAACGACUACCCAGACUGCUGUGCAGACUGCUCUGCAGAACACCGACGCCGGUUUGACGGUUGGCGAUCGAGUGACCUGCUUGCCGCGGAUGUCUACCGGCACUGUUUCCUGCACCUCGACCAGCUUGGAGGACCACCAGAAGUUUGCAAAGUGGCAAGACUUGGCCCGGUAUUGGAGUGUACUCCAUGGCGUGCAACUAGCGGAUGAGCCGCGGUGUGCCACCGUCCAAUUCAGCCGCAGCCUAAGUCUCACCUACCCGCUCCAAUGCAUUGUGUUUGGCGAAGUCGCCUUCGGCGCCCUUUGCACCACCCUUGAGGCCCCCCGGUGGGAAUCCAAUAUUGCGGCCAUGCUCACUUCAGCGAAACUGGACCCAUUUGACGUACACGUCGUAACCAAGACGACCCACGGUUCCAACGGACCAGCCACUGGGUUAGCUGCGACCGGGCUAGUUGUGAAGGGAGAGAAGGAACUCCUGAGUAUGGGUCCGCGAGAGCAGACCGUCGACCCACUGGGUCGUGACAAGGCGGGUGCUUACCUUGGACUGGACUCGAACGCAUGGAUGCUUGGUGUGGGGACGGAGGCACUUAGGCCAGGGAUGGUUCCGAGGUCGACCAUUGCGCAGCUUCUCGCGGACACGUUUGACGAUUUGGAGGUGUUGGAGAGUCAACUGAAGGAAAAGACGCCCGAAGCUUCCACCAAAUAG